GGUCUGUCCCCGAGGUCAUCGCCCGCUACGUGGUACAACAGCACCUGAACCCAGCAUCUCUCUUCUACAACUACCACAGCCAGGAGAACGUGGAGCCCGAUGAUGGAGAAGAACAGUCCGGAGAUGGGGACAAGGAGAAGAAAGCUGGUGAUCAGAACGAGGCUGCGAAAAAUGAGGAGGACUCACUCUCGGAGGAGUCGAUGGAGGAGAAGAUCAGGGAUAUGUCGCAGUCGGACAGAGUGAAAUAUCAGCUUGAGGAGUUAAGACAGAGGUUUCCGCACAGUCUGCACAAUGACGUCCUUCUGGCCAACUGCUGCUGGGAGUAUGCUGUGGGCUGGAACAAGAACCCUGAGAAGACCCAGAAUUUGGAACUGUCACUGGAGUUUCUGCGACUGGUACAUAAUGCAGUGCUGAGGCAAGGUGUAUCCAGUCUGUUGUGGCACAUGUUUGUUCGGAAGAAAGUUUCUGCUGCCGCUCACUUGAUGGAGAAGGUUGGUAAGCCCCCCAAGGACAGGCUGUGCAGAAAGGAAGUUCACAUCAGUGACACUGCUCUUGUCACCUUCAUCUCAUUGUGCUCGGACUUUGUGGAGAUCAUCAUGGACGCCAACUGCGAGGCCAAUGAGGUGCCAGUGUGUAACAUGGAGCCCGCCUGGCAGAAGGUCCAGGGCCCGGCCUCCCUGCUUGAGCUGGCCAUCGACCAGAAGGCCACCAACUAUGGCCUGCUCAAGGUGCACCAGCACCUGCUCAAGAUCAUGUCUGCCAUGCUCACGCUGGGCAUCAAGUCCGUCAAAGUGCUCAGUCUCUUUGACAACAAGGGGAGAGCAGCACUGUUUAAAGAACUUCACUCACAUCCUCUGUUGCCAAACCAGAAAGUUGAACAUGAACUUUUCCUUGCACGACGUUCGUUCCUGUGCAAAGUGAUCACAUAUGCUGUUGGCACUAUUGACCCGCCUCCCGAACACACACCUGGCCAGCCCACCAUGGGAACCAGCCCUCCUGUAUACAAACGACAGCGCUCACUCUUUCCUAAUGCCUUCAAGUGGCCACAGGAAGUUUUAGCUCUCGCUAAAGAUUUUGGCCUUGACCUGGAUUAUCUGAAAAGACACCACGUUUGUGAGCUCUACUCCUAUGGUCAUGACAGACUGGCAGAGGAGGCGAUGAACACUGUCAAUGAUCAGGAAGAAAUGGGCUUGCAGCUGAUGAACAUGGCUGGUAAACGGCUGGCCUAUGAGAUCUUCAAACGAGAUAUUGACAAGAACUUCCAGCACUUGGCCGGGAUGUCCCCUACACUGACUCGGUGGAUGAAAACUCUGGACUUGAACACCCUUCACUUCCCACUGGUUCCCCUGUCCAACACUGUGCUCCUGGCGGAGCAGGCUGCGGCUCGCCUCAACGAGUCCUCUGUCCAUCACGAGCUGUCUCAAGAGCUUUUUGAACAGACCAAAAUGGUUUCGGAUUUCCAAGAGCCAUGAGGGGACGUUUGGGAGAAAUUGAUCAGGACCGAGAAAGUAAAAUGUAGACCUGGCUAAGGAAAGAAAGGAGUGUACAGUAGACUUCAUUUGACAUAUCCUCGUUAUUGCAAGAACACAUGAGAUACUGAUUGACCUUGCUCUACACGGUGAAUAAUAAAAACUCAAGAGUCUAUCAUUUUUCAUAUAACAGGAAUGACAUACCUUACUUGGCUAGUGUAAACCUUCUGUUAGUGUUAGCUUUAGUAAACUUGAAAUCUAAGUGUGAAUUCAGUCAUUGUGCUGUCUUAUACAAUACAUCCUAUUAGCCAUGUGGAAUAAUAAUCAAUUCAAAAGAUCUUGAAUUUCUAAAAAAUUUUGAUCUCUGACCCCAAGUUUUUUCCAGGCUCAGGACUUAUUGCUCAUUAUACUGACGCUAAAGAACUUUCCUGCUUGUCUUCUCAUUCACUCCUUAAUGCAGCUUGUAAAAAUUCCACAAUCUGAAUUUUUUUUGAAGUCGUCAGUUUUUCUUCAUUUUAUUUCCAUUUUUCAGCCUUUUUCGAGGUGCUGCCCUGUUCACCUUCUCGUAUUUCUACUGGUAAAAGGAGGAACCCACCUAGGUUGUAAGUUAGUGGGGUAGGCAGGUCAUGGGAAAGUUGUGCCCUACCAGUCAGGUUCUUGUACAGGUCAUGGGGAAAGUUUGACUCAAUCAGUACACUUAUUGUACAAGUUGUUGGAGAGUUCUACUAUACUUGUCAAAUUGUUGUUCAAGCCAUUGGAAAGUUUUCCUCUUGUUUUGUCCCAAAAUGUUUAGCACCAGUGGUGACAUCGAUUUCCAUCAUGUAAACAUUUUCAUAGAGAGGGACAAAUGUGCUUCCUAAAGAUGGAUAGACAGAUAAAAUUAAAUGUUCUCCAAAGUUUCUUAUUGGGGGGUGGGGGCUCUUUUGCAGCUCCUGUCCCUGAGAUUUGAGAUUUUAGUGUUGUUUUUCCAGUACACUAACUUUUUUCCUUAGUACUUUUUGUCUUUCAUUCGUGAUUGCUGGUUUGUGAUAUAAUAUGGUAAUGUUUAUGUACCCCACUGGUAAUCUCUUGGAGAAUAUUAUAUGUGCUUCUACUUUCCAUUCAUCUCACGGUAUAGUCAUUCUCUCAUUAAAUUUGAUUUUUGUGUCUGUUGUCUUGAAAGCAUUUUAGUAUUUUUGUUGUUGGAAAUAUUCUACAAAAUGACCUUUGUGACUUUUUUCUUCUUGUGUACUCAGCGUUUGUCAGCCUGAACAAAUAUGACUCUUUUUGUACACAUAUUCUUGCAAAAAUAACGCCUGUGCCUGCUUUGCACAUUUGCUUUGGCAAAGAACGAAAGAAUCAUACUAUACUCCAGAGGACAAGCAUUCUGCAUUUUGUUUUCUUUCUCUGUAUUGUAUAAGUUCACUGAGUGGCCUAGACAGGUCAAUAUUCUGUCCCCGCGGUUUUAUGCAAAAAAAUUUCUGAAAUUAUGCAAACUUAAACCAAAAAUGUGAAAUUAUGGGAUUCUGUUAAUUUUAACAAAGAAUGAUAAAGGAAAAUAAUCAGAAAUAAUGCAAAAAAUGGUCCAAUUUUGCCAAAUUAUGCAAGGUGCAUAAAACCACGUGGACAGAAUAUUUAAGUUUUCACAUGAAUUUAGGCAGGUAGGUAUAUUUAGAUAUUGCAAAUGUUUUCACAGGAAUAAGGCAGUGUAAAUGGAUCUAUUAUAUACAGUCGAACCUGCCUAGGUAAAUGCUGUUUUACCAUGAAAGGUAGUCAGUCUUCCUUGUUAAACACAUUUAGUUUUUUUUAGCCUUGCACACUGUCUUUCUGAUCUGAGAUGCUUUAUAGAAUUUAACACUCACAGAAGCUGUGAAACCUCCCUUUCCUCCCUCCCUUCCAAAGAAAAAAAAAUUUAAGGGGUCUAAUGGCAGUCCUAGGCUUGUUUUCUUAAUUUUCGUCAGAGGAUGUCAACCUGUCUGAGACAACCUCUUUCCCCGUUGAUAAUUGGUCUUAGAUCAUUUUGACUAUUGAUAUUUUCACAGGAAUGAGACAGUUAUAUAGAUCUAUGUGAGGUUGUGUUUUAGGAAUUGGGCUGUCAUUCAUUGAUAUAUAUUAUUAUUGAUGUUUUUACGAGAAUACGACAGUGUCUCAGUGCAAAAGUGCAAUAUACUUUGUCUCUUUAGUUUGAGAAAAUCAUUUUCCUUCCUUCUUUAUGUACAGUAUAACAAGGAUAGCUCGAAUUCGUCAGGACCGGCCUCGGUAGUUCGAGGGAUACUUGAACAGUGUUAUGGCCUCGGCCGUGUCAGAGAAUCGAGGGAAGCAAUAAAGAUUGCUUCCUUAGGGGCAAAACAAUAGAUCAUGUGAUGCACAACCCUUCCCUCUCGACGGCUCCACACAAGCCAGCUAGGCCUAGGACCAAGGCACGCGUGUCGAGCAGUUCGCUAAAAAUAGCACAGCUAGCUGCUUCUGUGGAGGGGGGAAGGUGGUGUUUUACCGACCUUGCCUUUUUCCGAAAAUUAUUUUGUCUCGUGUGCACCUCAAAGGACGUUGAUUUUUUACCUCUACGGCCAUGUAAUUUAGUUCGACUAUUCUGUGUUUGUGUUCGAGCUUCGCGUAAUUCUCUUACAAAAA
Molecule: messenger RNA, 4079 nt
Organism: Aplysia californica (California sea hare)
Lineage: Eukaryota; Metazoa; Mollusca; Gastropoda; Aplysiida; Aplysiidae
Product: rab3 GTPase-activating protein non-catalytic subunit
Biological process (GO): regulation of GTPase activity
Source: RefSeq, a predicted model, not a curated record